GCAGCCUCGGCAGGCGAAGCCGGGCGUGAGGGGAAGGGGGGGGCUGCGUGUUUCCGGAAGACGUGGCGGCUGCGGCGGCGGCGGUCGGAGCUCCCGCUCUUUCGGCGGCUUCCUUGGACCUCUUUCGGCUUCCCCCUUAGAGAGCUCCGGGGCUCCUUCUCCCGCCGACACCAUGAUUUCCCUCACGGAUACUCAGAAAAUUGGAAUGGGGCUUACAGGUUUUGGAGUGUUUUUCCUCUUCUUUGGAAUGAUCCUAUUUUUCGACAAAGCACUUUUGGCUAUUGGAAAUGUUUUAUUUGUGGCUGGUCUGGCAUUUGUGAUUGGUUUGGAAAGAACAUUCAGAUUCUUCUUUCAGAAACAUAAAAUGAAAGCAACUGGCUUCUUUCUGGGUGGUGUACUUAUAGUUCUUAUUGGUUGGCCCUUGAUAGGAAUGGUCCUUGAAAUUUAUGGCUUCUUCCUUUUAUUCAGGGGCUUUUUCCCUGUGGUGAUCGGUUUUAUCAGAAGAGUGCCUGUUCUUGGAUAUCUCUUGAAUUUACCGGGCAUAAGCUCACUUGUAGACAAAGCUGGAGAAAGCAACAACAUGGUAUAAUGACAAGAGUGCUGAAGACUGGUUCUAAACUCACAUUAUUUAUAAGCUGUCCUUGAAGAAAAGAUCAGCACAAAGAUUAUGUUGUAUACAAAGGCAAAGUUUGUAAUGGUCUUGAUGUAAGUUUUUAAUUUACACCAUAGUCUACCAAAAAAAAAAAAUCUUUAGCAAAGAAAAAUGGAACCACUGUGCACCAAGACUUGCAGCUUCAGGAAUUCUGUCAACUAAACUGAAGAAAAACUCAAGCGGAAGACCAUGGUAUUAAACUGUUCAAGACUGCUGAAUACUUUCGGAGUUUGAGCUAAAUGGAGCAGCCACACCCGUGGAACUAACAGUGCCUGUAACUUUUACCUCCUCCUUCUGAAGGUAUAACAGAGCAAACAACGGUCUGUUUUUAAGACAAGACCCUGCCUACCCUGCCAAACCUCCUGUUUCCUCUCCUGCCAUGGAAGAAAUCUCCCCAUCUUUUCUUCCAUUGAAAGCAAGAAGUUCCCAUAAAGGUGAGGUGCAUGGUGUUUAAGAUGGAUUUUCAUCUUCAACUGUACUCAUUAGCAGAGGAUUUCACUACAAAGUUCUGCUGUAUUCAACUCUUUGUAAAUAUAUGGCUGAAAUAAAACUUAGUAGCAAAUUAUUUAAAGCCAGAUGUAAAUUCUAAUUAGGUAUGUGUUUACCCUUGGAAUAUGCAAAAAGACUUUUUUUUAAAAAAAAACUUCAGUCUUAAACCACUCCUGGUUUUGAUAUCAGUUUGUUUGUCAGGGGUUAUGGCGAACAACUUUUACACUCCUUGGCUAUCUGGCCAGAUCCAUGUUACAUGCAUUUGCAAAGGGGAUGUAGCUUUUUCCAUUGAAUAAACUUUGUAUACGUCA
Molecule: messenger RNA, 1452 nt
Organism: Pogona vitticeps (central bearded dragon)
Lineage: Eukaryota; Metazoa; Chordata; Lepidosauria; Squamata; Agamidae
Gene: GOLT1B
Product: golgi transport 1B
Biological process (GO): endoplasmic reticulum to Golgi vesicle-mediated transport; retrograde transport, endosome to Golgi
Cellular component (GO): membrane; endoplasmic reticulum
Source: RefSeq, a predicted model, not a curated record